AGGAUGCGAGCCGGCGUGUGGUGGAGCACGGCCGCUCUGGCCCUGCUGGCGAUCACCGGUGCCCUUCGUACCGUUCAGGUGGAAGGAGCCGCACGAGUUGGCAGAAGAUUGCCGGCACCAUCAUCUCCGGACGAAAACAGCGUAGCGAGUCCAGUCGAUGCUCAACCUAACUUCAGGUCGAGAGGCAGCAGGCGACGGGAGGAAACCUCGACUGCGCGUGAUAACGUCCGAUCGAGAUUCAGGAAUAGGCCCGUAGAACCCACUUCGGAAACACCACAACCACAAGCAAACAACGAACGAUUCGAUUCGAGAAGGACUUCAAGUCGAACGCGUAAUCGGCCAACCGAGAUCGAAGCGAAAACGGAGCCUGCGGUAGCCAAAGAAAAUGUCGCCAGAAGCAGAUCGAGACCAGUUAGCAGGCGACCGGCACAACCGACCCCAGCUCCCAUAGAAAUCUCUUCACCGAUUAUCGACGAAAGUAAAAUAGAAAUUAUUAACUCUAACUUGGACGAUAUUUCUAGAAUAGUACCUAAAGAAGAAAAUACUGCUACGACCCAAUUCAGAAGACGGAGCUCCAUAUCGAUAGUUCAAACGACCGAAAGCGUGGCUCCCAAAAGAGGUCGUGGACGUAUUAACGCUCGAACUAACACAAAAUCCUUUGACCUAGACGGUUCUGGGACGACAAACAGUUUGUCAUUUUCUGACAAAGAACCUACUACAGCCAGAACCGGUGAUUUGAGAAACUCAAGGAAACUAAGAUACAGGACGCGCCCAUCUGAAACGGACACAAACUUAACUGGCGAUGGACUGACAGCGACAAACGAAGUUGUCAAAUCUAGUCACAUUAAAGGUGGUACUAGUCAACCUGAAGUUCAAACAUUCGCCCCCAUUAUUGAAAGGCUUGUUUCGCAGAGUACCGAGGCUAACAAACCGAAGACGACCACUAUCAAAGUCACUAAGGUAGUGAGACGUCCAUUGGGAAGAGGAAAACCGAAUUUGAAACCCUCAGCAUCGGGACCGACGGGGCAAGCCACGGACGAAAUAAAUGACGACGAUAAUUACCCAGAAACGUUUAAAGCAUUAAUACAAGCCAAAAAUGCGUCGACACAAGCGAGCUCUCCAUCCAGCGAGAGUUUGUCCGUGAAAGCGUCACAAAAAGUAUACAACACCUACACUCCUUCACUACAGUCCACUCUUACUGGUCCAGCUGAAAAUAAAUAUUCAAGGCUUCGGAAGCAAAAGGCAGAGGAGGAAAAAAAGGAAGUCAAGAAUCAAGACAAAAUUGCAGAGACAACUGUAGCUCCCGAUGCAUCAAAAGAAAAAAAAUCAGAAUACAGGCCACGGGGAACGUAUACUGCUAGAAAUAGAAAGUCAUCAGUAUCUUCAACAGCCGCUCCAAGUUCUUCGUCAAGUCAAAAUCCUUCAAAAGCGGCAUAUAAAUACAGUAGAAAAUUCAAAUCUACUACAGAGGCACCUAAACAAGAAAAUUUGGAAAAAGACAAAGGUGUCGAAAACAGUGGCGUCUUGAAAAAGUCUAUUUCCAGGUCACCGAAUUUUUCCAGAAAAUUCUCAGCUAAGAACCCAAGUACGAGUACUGAAAUCUCGGUCGUGACUGAAAACAGCAAUAGUUACACUAACAUUGGAAAAACCAAAACCACACUACCUAGGACAUCUUAUUACUCACGUCUAAGGAAUAAUCUUAAAAAUGAUACGACAUCUACAACGGAGUCCAUAACAAAAGUAAAUGUAGAAACAGUUCAAAAGAAAAGAGAAGACACUGCAGAUACGCCGUUAAUAUUUACUUUAUUAAAAAAUCCGGACGAAGAUAAUGUCGUCGCAACAGGACCGCAAGCUGAAAAUAAAGAGAAAGAAAUUAUAAUUGCCGUCAAUAGCAGAGAAUCUCUUAAAAAUAAUAGCGUGAAUAUGCCUGAUAUGGCACAAGAGUCUGAAAAUAUGGCUUAUGUGUCCGUUCCACCUUCUGGUAAAGCAAAAGUCGAAUCUGACCGAUAUAAAUACCAUGCUAAUUACAAAGACCAGAACCCUAAGUUGGUGAAAGAUAAAGAAAGAGGAUCCUCAACAGCCACUCCUCCAGUGAGGAAUCUCUAUACUAGGAAAUAUGGCCGUAAACGUACAAAGUCUAAAGAUUUAGAUGAAGAUAAUGAUGUAACCACACCGAAGCCUAGAGAUAAGCAUGUGCGAAAAUUCAGUGAGACUUAUUCCAAAACUACAGAAGCUUCCACUAAUGGAAUUACUCCUGAGCCGGAUAGACCUAAAAGCAGGUUUAGUUCUAAAUAUCGAGCUUCGUAUCUCGAUAAACCAUUUUACAAACCCACUGUACCCACAAUAACACCAUCUACUGUAGAGGGAGAAGAAAUGCAAUUAGGGCCGGGCGUGAACGCUAUUUCAUUUACUCAGACACGAAGGACUUUGUCCUCAGCAGACCUGAGACUUUCAGAGAGUUUGGUUAAACCAUCGCACGUUAUGAAUGUCGAAGCGUCUCACCAUUCGCCCUCAGUUACAGUAUCUAUAUUUGAUGCUCUAGCUGAAAUACUUACGUCCACACCUAGACCCCGACUCUCUUCAACAACUGAAGUUACGAAAAGUACAAUCCUUAAUACAGACGUAACAAAAAUACUCAACGGCGUGAGUAACAUCAAUGUAAAUAGUGCCCAAGGCAUACCAAAUCAGGAUAAUUUUACAGCUGUCGCCUUCAAUGUAAGCACUGUUACUAAAUCUGUACAGAACACGGUCCAGACUACACCAAGUGUGAUUAACAGUACGGUCGGGGCAAAUGUUACACCGUCACUAAGCACUCAAGAUGAAACCGUAACUCCUGUGAAUACACCGCAAACCCCUGUCCCAACUCCUUCCACUCCUGUCUCCGCAAGGAGACCUUUCGCUAUCAAAGUAUUAUAUUCAGAUACAGAACCGCCAACAGACAAACUCACGACUGCACCUGAACCUACAUCAAAUCAGCCGACGACUGACUCAACAAUGGUAUAUAACACAGUGUCUGAUCUUUUGUUGUCUAAUAACAAUUUAGUGUCAUCAGAACUAACUAGCAUGUUGUCUAAUAAUAUUAAAGAAAUUAUUCGAAAUAUGGACGACGACAGUAGAUCUAGAAUAUCUGGAGAUAUGGCAAAUUUGUUGAAAAGUUUAAUUCCUAGAGCUUUAGAUGGACUAGCGAACGCACUUGACAAUUCUGACAGGACACCUAACACUACUCCCUACAGUUUGGAGGAUAUAAAAGAUACCGAAAAUAUUGAUAUUAAUACGGACUCUGUAAAUAUAGAUAAUAUCCUUCAAAAUGUCGGAAACAAUGUAAAUAGCACCGUAGAACCCACUGUCGCGUCCACUCAGGCUGUAAAUAGCACUGAAACCACUGCGGCAGUUACAGAUAGCACUCAAUCUUUGUCAAGUAGCCAGGCAACGAUAGCUGGUAUCAGUUCAACAACUAUGGGAACCUCUGAACAACCAAGUUUCUUUUCAAGUCUCUUAAGUACAACUCCAUCGUCUGUACCAGCUACGUCUACUGCCUCCUUAGACAUAGUUGCACCCAGUGGAAUUAGUAAUACUGACAAUGUUAUUGGUGCUGAUUUACAAGUUGAUUCUACUACUAACAAAAACUCCCCCGCACCUUUCCUUUCAAGUAUUAAAUCGGCAUCGUCUUCCUCUUUACUCGAAUUACAAGGUAAUGAUGACUUUGAAGUACAGGACCCGGGCAAAGUUUCUCCACUUCAAUUAUGGGUACUGUCCAAAAAAGCUAGAGUUCUGAAAAUGAUCGAAGAUCUUAUACGACAACAUAAUAAUGAAAUCGCAACUGCACCACCCGUGAUUGACAUUGUGAGCUCGCCUGAUAAAAUCAAUUUAUCCGCACGUUUGACGAACAUAAUAAAUACAAUGACAUCAACGACUGAGACUCCUGUGACUAGUAGUGACAUGCUUACUACCCCUUUUACCAUUCCUUCUAUUUUUGAACCCCUUCCUAUCACAACACUGUCCCUACAGCUUGACGAAACAACAAUUAGUAUUACCGAAGAUAGCUUCCCAACAACAAUUCAGUCAGUUGAAACUACAGUUACACCAGUGGGUAAUUCACUAAAAACGACUACCGACGAUGUAGAUAUAUCAUCUCGUAUUACCGCUGUAACAGAGAAUUUCGGUGAAACAGUUGCUACAACUAUUUCAUCGGAAGUAACUACUGAAAAAGCGACUGAUCUUCCAAGUACCACUCAAGUAACAACUACUGAACAAACACAAGAUUUGGGCAGAUCGCAAGAUGUAAACACUGUAGCGACCACAGAAGCUGUUGAACAAAUGACUAUGCAAGAUAAUACUGAAACAACAACCGCCCAAUCAAACACAGAAACAACAACACAGAUGAAUAUAGAUACAACCCAAACCGAUGCAGAAAUCACAACUCAGAACAAUGCUGAGACUGCACCAGCCAACGAUUCAAAUCAAUCCACAACAACCGCUAGUCCUAUAGUUGUCGCUACACCCGCGAUUCCGAAAAAAGAUUAUGUUAUUUUCGGAAUAUUACCAAACAAUACCGUGGUACGUAAAGAUCCUAAUGAUGACAUACUGGAAACAUUAACAGAGGCGAGUCCAUUCAUCGUAUACGGUGUGCUGCCCAAUAACACAAUAAUACGUAAAUUCCCGAACGGAACUAGAGUGCCAAGAGUCAUGCAAAAAAUUGACGUACUACCAAUCAGUCCAUGGAGUUUGAGGAAUCCAUACAGCCCCAUCCAUAACAACCCGGCCAUUGUCAAACCGCGGCUUAACCCCAUCCGAGUAUCCACUAAUUCUGAUAAUACUGUGACAUCCGCCGACACAUCAAAUAACGGAACAGAAUUAACCACCGACACUGUAAAUAACCUACAACCUACGACCAAACAAAUACGAACUGAAAAACCCGAUGACGGGGCUGGAAACGCUGUAUUUAAAUUCAUACCGAUAGACGAAGUAACAGUGCCUUCAUUGAAUUCAAACGUCCUGAAAUUAGCAUCAACAAGACAACCUGCUACAACAAACACGGAAAAGGCCGAGGUACAGAUAGUAACAGCGACGUCGGUCACAGAAAGUAAUACGAUAUCAACACAAACACAAGCUAGUACGAACGAUGUUACCACUACUCUUCAAACUACGGUCGGAACUAAGUUUGAAACUACAAUGGAGUCAACGACAGCUACUAUUGAGACUGUCGCUACAACUGAAAGUUUAACAACUAUGGUAGCAACUACAACAGCGGCACCAAUGACAACUCUCCCAUCCACAACUGCGGCUCCCACAACUACGCCUGUAACAACGACCUUAGCGCCAACAACUACCACUCCAGUGCCGACUACAACUACUACGACUCCUGCGCCGACUACGACUACCACGACUCCUGCACCAACUACUACCACUACGACUCCUGCGCCUACAACAACGACUACAACUCCGGCGCCUACAACUACUACUACGGUACUAACUACUACGACUACAACACCCGCACCAACAACCACUACUACAAGUGCAGCUACUACAAUCACAACGACAGCCGUUCCCAUAACAAAAUCACAAGAUGUACCAACCACAACAGAACUUCCAACAACUCCACUACCAUUAGUCUUAACAACAACUCAAACGGCCACAAUGCCAACUUCUACUCCCAGUUUAGAAGAGGACAUAAAACAAUAUCAAGAAGACUUACAACUUCUGCAAACAUUACUUCAGGCAACUGGAAGAAACCCUAAAACUUUGAAUGUACAAAAUAACCUUAAUCAAAUAUUGCCUAGUAAAAUAACAACUACUAUUAGGCCUUUUACGGGAGCACCGGUUACUUCUCAAUCGAUAGAUCAAGCUAAACUAUUAGAAGCGCUUUUAUCAGCUGCUGGGCAGAAUUCUAACAAAGUACCUGUAUUAAAUGUUGGUGGUAGUAAUCCAAUAACAGUUAGACCGCAAACAACUACAUCUCGUUCUAUUGAAGAUGAUAUUAGACAGUUUGAAGAAGACACUAAAUUGUUAAAAGCGCUGUUACAAGCGACAGGUCAGAAUCCGGCUAGCCUUAAUAUACCCACACUAGAUACUAUCAGAACAACAACUAGAGCCCCUACCACAACCACAACACCGACAACCACUAGACCCACAACCACAGUACAAUCAACAACACAGUCGAUAGAUGAAGACAUUAAACGGAUUCAAGAAGACACGAAACUAUUACAGGCUCUGUUACAGGCGACACAGGGCCAAAAUACUGGUAACUUAAACAUACCGUUAGUAUCUGGAGUAACUUCGAAUGUGAGAAUAGCCUCAAACCCACAGACAACAUCAAUAGGGUCAAAUCCUACUACACCGUUAGAAAUAAGACCCGUGUAUACAACUACGCAAGUUCCUGUGUUUAAAACUUUUGCCCCUAGAACUGUCUCCCCUACGUUACAGCCUGCUGCUGCGUUCAGUACUAUCACUGAAGAUGUUGGUAUAUCCACAACUUUCCCACCAUUCAAUGCAAGAACGACAGCAGGCAGAAGUUUUGAGUUUACGACUGUGCCAACUGCUCGUCGAGUACCUACUGCUAGGUUUACCGUGAGCACUGACAUGCCGAGUACUUCAACAUUCUCAGUUGAAGAGGAUCUGGCUUUCUUACAAAACUUGAAAUCAGUUUUGAACACCAAUCCUAAAAGCCAAGAUCGCGAGGCGGCUUUAGCAAACCGCAUCAUAGCUCUGGCUGUCGAAAAAAGCCUCAAUGAAAUACAGACUGGAAAUCGUGACGAAUCCGUUCGUACCGGAACUACUAUUGCUAACAGUGCAACAACUACAACUACCAGACCUACAACAACAACUACUCCUACCACAACAACUACCACUACUACUACCACAACGACAACAACUACUACAACAACACCUAGACCCACAACUACAACCAGGCCAUUUACAACAACUGUAUCAAACGGUCCCUCUAUCGAGGAUGACAUAAGACAAUUCCAAGAGGACACAAAGUUGCUCCAAGCGUUGAUAAAGGCAACGGGACAAGAUCCAUCUAAAUUCAACAUCCCCACAUUACCAAACAUACCGACAAAUCCAAAUGUGAGUCCAAAUGUACCAGAUGUCAACGAAGAAUUAAAACUGCUUUCAAAUCUUCUUGCUUCACCGUCACCUUUGAACGAACCCUUCGACCCAUUAACACCGAAGGCUAACACUAACGUAGUUACUAAAACUAUUGACACAAAACCUUUACCGUUUGGUGCAAAAAUAGCUGUACAGGAUGACUUGAAGAGUGUGCAGGACGAUGGGAAAUUGUUACAAACUUUGAUACAAUUGCAGGGCGCACAGGAGACGACUACAAUAAAGAGCAAACUGGCUUUAACAGGCCAAACUUCUGAUGAAGCAUUGCAGAAACUCCUGCAACAGACACAAGGCGGUGGCAUGGUUUCUGAGGCAACCCAAGCGCCUAUAUCACUGAGCACUGAAUACGGCAAGAGCAACGACGCAUUGCUAGCAGCGUUGCUGAAGGAGCAAGGUUUUGGUCCAACCACGGCAAGUUCUUUGGAUGAGCAACUACGACUUGCUGCUUUACUCAACCAAGUGGUAGUGACGCCUAAAGCGAGGCGGACGACAACGACUCCGCCGCCGCCACCACCGCCAGCGCCGCGAAGGCCCAUAUUGGAUGGGCUGGCGUGGCUUUGGCAACAGUGGAGAGAGACGGCGCCGGGACCUGGUGCCCCGAGGCCCACCAGCAGCAGCAGCAACACUAACAGCGUGAGACGGCCACCGCCGUCAGCGCGGCCCGCUCCCGCUCCCGCGGCCUCGCCCGCCACCAGCAACAGAGUCAAUUGGUUUGGCUCCGGCCCGUUCGUGGGCAACGCUGACGAUAGACCGGCAGCUAAUCGAAUACCUCUCGAGCCUCCGAGGGCUGUGGCAUCGGAGCAAGCGCCUGGCCGAGGGCAGCUGGUAUCAGCAGCUAUUAAUGUCACAAGAGCUUUCUCGCAGUUUCUAGGAGCUGCUAUACAGGGUGCUGCACAGACGGUUCAGAACGUGAUCCGAGCUGGACAGAGGGCUGCCACCGACGUGUACACCAACGGAUCGGGAGGCUCUGGAUAGCCAUUUAGAUAGUCGGACUCAAAACUUUCCCGGAAGUGUCAUAGUAUGCACUAUGUGUUAAGUGCUCAAAUGUACAUAUAUAGUCGAUUGUAGAGUUAGAUUUAAGGCUUAAUAAUCGCGAAGGUUCAAUUACAUGGUACGAGUUCUGCGUUAUAAAUUGCUGACUCAAAAUUUGGUUUUGAAUUCGUUUUUAAAAAUGUGAUUGAACCGUAAUAAUUUAUUAAUUUUUUUAGUAUGAGAAAAGGGGUUAGGUAUAGAUUGAAGAAUUCAAGGGAAAAACAAUCAGCGUAAAACGAAUUUGAGGAAAUUAUUAACAGCAAUCGUCAACAUUUUGUAUAUACUUUUGAUUAUAAGGAAAUGAACUAUCAAAAUCUUUAUCAAAACUGGAAUCUAAAUAUUCUAUUCUAAGAUACCUCUUACCUGAAUUCUUGUAUAGUAAUAGUAUAUCACCUAGUCAUGCAGACACCGACUUAUAUAAAUAUGAGAUUUUGAUAGUUCAUUGGUUAAGUUAAUUUCCUCACAAGUGUUCCUAAGUAGGGGUUGUAAACAUUUUAAGGAUUGUCUUCUUAGGACAUAGAAGAAUGUGCUAAAAGCGUGUUCAAUCGUGAAAUGUUCAAAAUAUAUUACUCCCUUAGGAUUACAGAAAGCAAAGGUUAAGAAAGAAAGAUUAUUUAAAACGACUAGGUGUUGUCUAGGAUAAUUAAUUGUGAUUCUAGCACUACCUUAGUAUGUAAUAUUUAAUUUUCUUAAACUAAAAAGAUUUAUAUGUUUUCAGACUUUUGUACCUAAUUGCAAGCAUUAUGGUUAACGUAAAGUUUCGAAGCUUUUGCGAGGUUUUGUGUACCUACUCAAUAGUUUACGCUUAGCAGUUUCAUUUUUCAAUUUAAAUGAAAUAUGGGAUUCUUUUUAAACGGUAGAUCUGAUUACUAUAUAUUGAAAAAUUUGUUUCUGAAACUUUGUGUAUUUGUUUAUUUUGAACUUUAUAAUACUUUUUUCGGUAAAUUUAUGUUAUGUAAACAACAGUUAGCAGUGUAACAGUUAGCCUGUAUUUUUUAGUCUUAUUUUCUGUAAUAGAUUCACUUUAAAAUUCUUUAAGUGUUACUCUGCUACCAAAACUAUUACUUUCAUUAAGUUUCAGAAACAGGUUAGUGAUUAAAUUUAAGUUACUUUUAAGUCCUGCCUCUUAGUUGUAAGUCUAAUUACAUGUGCCAUCUCGCACGUGCUCGAACGUUUUCAGGUUUUCAGCUUUUAUUUAUUUAUUUAAUUUUUUUGACGAUUGAAACGUGGGUCAUCUAGUUCAUUAGUACAAAAUUGGAUUUAAAUGCCGGUGAUUUGGCAAAAAUUCUUUGACUGGCGAAGGAGUUAGGUUCUCUUGGGUAUCGACUUGAAAAAUCGAAUAAAUUAAUUGAAAAUAAACGAUAUUAUUUGUAAUUGUUUUUUUUUAUUUUUAAAAUAAACGAUUUUUUUACUGGAUAUGAAUUUACUAAAAUAUAUUUAUUUAACAAUUUACUAAUGAACUGACUUUAUUUAAGUUGUAUAAAGUAUUUAUGCAAGCAAGCUUCUUUACAAACUUUAAUAUUAUUAUGAACUGUAAAUGUACUAAUGGAAUUAUAUUUUACAUUUUGAGGAAAUAAACAUUAUCAAUGCUUAUGCACCAAAUUAAAUAACUAUUUAAUUUAAUUAUUAUUUGUAAUGAUUUGAAUUUAAUCGACUUAAAAUUUUAUUUGUGAAGAAAAAAUAUUUGUUAAAAUAUAAUCCAGCAUUAUUGUAUGUUAAAAAUGUUGCUUACCCCGACGAUUGAUGUCACAGUAUACAGUACAUUAGUAGGUUAUACUGUACAGUAAUGAUAUUCGAAAAAUUAUAGCCUCGUUAGUGACUCAUGGUGACUAGGAUGUGGUCAAUAAUUGUAAUAUGUUUAGUAAUUAUAAAAUUCUGAUGGAAAUUACAACAUUAAGUAAAAAAUCCGUUACGUUCUUACAUUUUGCACUUAUCGUAAUUAUGUUUUAAUACUAUUCAUAUUUUACUAUGUCAUAUUUUCGAAUGAAUCAUAUGUUUUAAAUCGUCGGUUUGUUGAGUCAGUCUUUAUGGAAUUACUGAGUCAUUUUAAAUGAAAUUUCAAAACUUCGAUUUUUUAAAUUGUAUUUAAUAUUUUUUCAAAGGAUUUUAAUUGUAUCCUAAUUUCAAAAACUAUUAUUAUUUUACAAACAGAUAAAUUGUAAAUUAAAGGGAAAGCGAUUCAUACAUUUCUUAAGAACUUUUCGAUUUAAAAAAUAAAUUAUGAACGUCUCUAAAGUGUAUAAUAUUUAAUUUAAAAUUAAUAUUCGCAAAGACUAUGCUAUCACUGCCAGGUAUAAUAUAUUAGCUACUAUUACUAUAACGCUUGGUGAACAUUGACUAACAAUGAUGUAUAAAAUAAUUAAGCAAUAUUUUUAUUUUAGUAAAUUUUCGACGACCAAAAGUCGUAGCAAGCUAAAGCUUCCUUGUUAAUUUAAGUUUUGUACAUUUUUUUAUAAAGGGAGUAUAUGAUAAUAAAUUAUUCAAUAUGGUG
Messenger RNA from Manduca sexta (tobacco hornworm), 10630 nucleotides. Its product is annotated as mucin-17. The transcript has 12 exons. The coding region runs from base 4 to 8082 and encodes 2692 amino acids. NCBI's taxonomy places the organism in Eukaryota, Metazoa, Arthropoda, Insecta, Lepidoptera, Sphingidae. The record is from RefSeq and is a predicted model, not a curated record.